AUGAAUUUCAACAUCAAACCCACCAUCACCAUCAGUCUUUCUCUCCUCUCUCACCUAUUCCUCCUCCAAACCCAUGCAAUAAUCUUCACCAUCCAAAACAAGUGCCCCUACACCCUCUGGCCCGCCUCCAUCCCGGGCGGGGGCCGCCGCCUCGACUCCGGCCAGACGUGGACCCUCGGCCUCCCCAACGGGCCCCACCUCGCCAAAAUCUGGGCCCGCACCAACUGCACCUUCGACGCCAGCGGCCGGGGCAGCUGCCUGACCGGCGACUGCGGCGGGCAGCUCGACUGCAAGACCCACGGCGCGGCGCCGCACACGGUGGCCGAGUACGGCCUCAACACCUUCAACCACAAGGACUACUACGACAUCUCCGUGCUCCAAGGCUUCAACGUGCCCAUGGAGUUCCGCCCCAACACCAACGGCUGCACCCGCCCCAUCCGAUGCGCGGCCGACAUCGUGGGGCAGUGCCCCACGGCGCUCAGAGUGCCCGGCGGCUGCCAGAACCCGUGCACGGUGUUCAAAACGACGCAGUAUUGCUGCCACUCGGGGGCGUGCCGCCCUACCGAGCUGUCGCAGUUUUUCAAGAGCAGGUGCCGUGAUGUUUUCACCUACCCUGAGGAUGACCCCACCAGCACCUUUGAGUGCCCGCCGGCCACCAGCUAUAGCGUCGUCUUUUGCCCUUGAAUUUUUUACUAAUUAUUAUUUUCAUUAUUGUUGUUUUUUUUUGUUGUGUUUUGUAUGUGUUAAUGGUUGGUUGAUUUUCGUGGAGGCAUUUUGCACAUGGCCAAUAAAAAUAAAUGUAUUGUACAUUUGUACUCCCUUCCAUGAUUAAAUGUCCAAUAUCUGGUCUACACGAGUUUUAA
Salvia splendens (bonfire salvia) is the source of this 863-nucleotide messenger RNA. RefSeq names its product protein P21-like. The transcript has a single exon. The coding region runs from base 1 to 684 and encodes 227 amino acids. The record is from RefSeq and is a predicted model, not a curated record. NCBI's taxonomy places the organism in Eukaryota, Viridiplantae, Streptophyta, Magnoliopsida, Lamiales, Lamiaceae.